This is a messenger RNA of Scaptodrosophila lebanonensis, 931 nucleotides long. RefSeq names its product peroxisomal membrane protein PEX14. Lineage: Eukaryota; Metazoa; Arthropoda; Insecta; Diptera; Drosophilidae. Bases 25 to 834 code for a protein of 269 amino acids. The transcript has 3 exons. The record is from RefSeq and is a predicted model, not a curated record.
AUCGGCGUAUUUGGUGUUCGAACAAUGGUUGUUGCUGCCGUUCAAUGUUAUAGAACAAGCGAAAAUACAGCAUCAGAAACAACAGCAACACUAACAACGACAUCGGCGACGUCGUUUUCAGACGCGAAUAGUAACUGUUCAGAUUUUGAAGCAUUAAGAACCAAAAACGCUGAGAGGCAACAAGCAACUGCAGAAGUGGCCGUUACGAACUGCAACAACAACAACAAUCACAACAUUGAUAAACAUAAUACAUCCAGCAACAUUAACAACAACAUGUCUGAUACAAUAGAUGCAACCACCGCUACCACAGCCACCACAAACCCAGUCGUUGUAGCCGCCACCAACACCAUGAAACCCCCUACAGCCGCAACAGCCGCAGCCGGUACGCCCAGUACGGUCGACCCUCCAAAUGCACUCACGAAAAGUGCAGUGAGCCAGCGUAACGUGGAUAUCAGAAUCGAGAAGACAUCCAACGUGGAGGCGGCCACACAACAGCUUACAAAAAAAGUGCUAAAACUAGAUCUGGGCGGCAAGAAUCUGGAUGAAUAUUCACUCAAGUCGCCAAAGUCACCAAUCGCGGCCCGUUUGCCGCAUCAAACAUCGUUGACAUCAUCGGUGGACGUCGAGGAUCGCAAAACAUUACGAGAGGCCUUAUAUCAGGGUAUUUUUCAUCGACAUCGUCGCACUAUAUUCGCCGUGGGCAGCUUCCUGCGCAUGCUGCGCAGUCGCAACUCGCAAUAUAACACAAUUCGCAGCUCGUCUGAGGGCGAGGACAUCGAUGAGUUUCUUAAGGCACGGAAACUUUUAAAAUUAUCGCACUUCUUCGAUCGCUAAGAAAGGUUCGGAAUCAAAUUUGAAUAAGUUUGUAAAUGCAUAUUUAUUAUACUCUUGGAAUUCAUCAAUAAACUAAACAGUUGGAGCUUUAUUAUCC